AUGAACACUGGUCUUGCCGUUCUUCUUGCUGCUUGGGCAGUGUUCUGUGUAAUUUUUGGACAAGAGCAGCCCAAGUGUGAACAUCCUCCAAAACCAGAAUUUCUCAAUAAAGUUGACGAGAACGCUCGCAAGGAAUUCUUUGACAUCGUCAAGAAUCAUGACAUACCUCCGGAACAGAAGAAAGAGAAAGUCAUCGCUUGGGGACAGCAACAUGGAUUCGCGGAGGAGGUCAAGAAGCACGAAGAAAUGAUACAGGAGAUGAGGAAACAGGGUAAACUCUGCAAACCACCGCUACCAGAUUUUUUGAAAAAUGCCAACGAGACUCUUCGUAAGGAAUUUUUCGACAUCAUCAAACAACACAAUGUACCACUUCCUCAAAAAAGAGAACAGGUCAUCGAAUGGGCAAAGAAAUAUGGACUUGAGAAGGAGGCAAGAGAGCAUGAAGAGAAGAUGAAGAAGAUGUUUGGUCAGGUGAGGUUGAGCGCGUCUUUUAUAUCCUUUUCACCUUGGGUCGUGUAG
Messenger RNA from Cooperia oncophora, 519 nucleotides. Lineage: Eukaryota; Metazoa; Nematoda; Chromadorea; Rhabditida; Trichostrongylidae. The record is from the annotation of a GenBank genome assembly.